CGAGAAUCUCUCCCGAGUCAAGCAAAAUGGAUUAUCAAACAUCAACUCCCACCUAUGACAUUGAUUACGGGAUGUCAGAGCCAUGCCAAAAAAUCAAUGUGAGGCAAAUUGCAGCCCGGCUCCUGCCCCCACUCUACUCGCUGGUAUUCAUCUUUGGUUUUGUGGGUAACAUGCUGGUUUUCCUCAUCCUGAUAAACUGCAAAAAACUGAAGAGCAUGACUGACAUCUAUCUGCUGAACUUGGCCAUCUCUGACCUACUUUUCAUCAUCACUGUCCCAUUCUGGGCUCACUAUGCUGCAGACCAGUGGGUCUUUGGAAAUACAAUGUGCCAGCUAUUCACAGGCUUCUAUUUCAUUGGUUAUUUUGGUGGAAUCUUCUUCAUCAUCCUCUUGACAAUCGAUAGGUACCUGGCUAUCGUCCAUGCUGUGUUUGCUUUAAAAGCCAGAACAGUCACCUUUGGGGCGGUGACAAGUGGGGUCACCUGGGUGGUGGCUGUGUUUGCCUCUCUCCCAGGAAUUAUCUUUACUAAAUCCCAAAAAGAAGGCUCUCGUCAUACGUGCAGCCCACAUUUCCCAUCCAGUCAGUAUCACUUCUGGAAGAAUUUCCAAACUUUAAAGAUAGUCAUCUUGGGGCUGGUGCUGCCACUGCUUGUCAUGAUCGUCUGCUACUCGGGAAUCCUGAAAACCCUGCUCCGGUGUCGCAAUGAGAAGAAGAAGCAUAAGGCUGUGCGGCUCAUCUUCGUGAUCAUGAUUGUCUACUUUCUCUUCUGGGCUCCCUACAACAUCGUCCUUCUCCUGAGCACCUUCCAGGAAUUCUUUGGCUUGAAUAACUGCAGUGGCUCUAACAGGCUGGACCAAGCCAUGCAGGUGACAGAGACCCUGGGGAUGACGCACUGCUGCAUCAACCCCAUCAUCUAUGCCUUCGUGGGGGAGAAAUUCCGAAACUAUCUCUUACGGUUCUUCCAAAAGUACAUCGUCAGCCGCUUCUGCAAAAGCUGUCCAGUGUUCCAGGGAGAGGCUCCAGAGCGAGCAAGCUCCGUUUAUACACGAUCCACGGGAGAACAGGAAAUCUCUGUUGGCUUGUGAUCUGACUCAGUGUAUAUAUGCAAGCUGUGGGGGAGUAGUUCUUUUCGAGAGGAAAUUACUGUCAACAAGGGUUUAAGAUUCAUCCAUCAAUUUGGCAUCAGCUCUAAGUAUGUUAGGUAUUUCAAGCCCAUCAAUUUUAGAAAGCCAAAGCAAAACAUGCUGAUGAAACAGCAAUCUUCUCACUUCCCCCCCACAUACAACAAUUUAUUAGCAAGCUCUCCCCUCACUACAAAAGGUUCAAUGUUUAAAAAAAAAAAAAAUCCUCAGAGAAUUGUUAAUUCCUGAGUUUGGUUACCUGAACAGGAAUAACAAAAUGAACUGAGGAAAGUAUUGUAUAGUUUCUUAUCUGGGUAGGGCCAUAGCCAGGUUGCAAAUGUGAUUAAAAUAGGUCCUUGUCUUGCCAUGGGGAGAAAAGACAUUCCGGUGAUCAGAUAAGAAAUGACAUCUUCCAUGUGGGAUCUCCCCCAAAAGGUAUGUUAGUAAGUUCCACAGACACUGAUGCCAAGGGAGAGCCCUGUGGUCUGCCGAGACCUGGGAAGGCUUCUUCACAGAAAAGGGACUGGAGGUCGAUGGUCUGUUGGUGGAGAAGCUGAGCUCCAGGGUGAGGGCACUGCACAGGCAAAACUUGGCUGUGGGGAGACAGGCACUGGCUGGGGGAGCCCCUGGGAGGAAAAAUGAGGCUGGCGCAUGGGAAAACUGGACGGCAUUGCUCAUCAAAGUCCGAGAGCAGAGUGGGGAGCCCUGGCCAGUGUUGCAGAAGGCUCAUUCUGUAACCAAAGGAUGGCCUGGAAAGGUGAGCAUUCAGGUCAAGGAGACCAGCAACAAUGCGAUCAAGUGAGGAGGCUCCACUAAAGUUGAAGCCAGAGAUGGGAACAAUGGAUACCUCCUCACAGCACUGAGGAUGAGAGUCAGCAGAACUUGGGGUGGAUUUGGCUUGGCAGUGAAGGGCAGAGAGGAGUCAGAGACUCCCUAGAUUUUAGGUAAGCAUCAGAGGUGCCCUAAAAAAGACAUCAAGCAUGGAAGGAGGAGGAGGUUUAGGUCAAAACAGGAGUUGGUAGAAGAGAAAGGGUCCAGUUUUGUAAGCUGAACACCACCCUAGGCAGACAGACCCUGGGCUGUCUAUCGUUGACUGCUCCUGCCACCAGAGCAGUCCUUCCAUCCUGGCUCAAACCAUGAGGCAUCCCCAGGUGGCUCUGAAAUACUAGAUUUACAAAUGCACAAGUCUGAGCUCCAGGAACACUUCCAGGUCAGAUAUGACAUUUGGCUGGUACUGAUUACAUAGUUAAAAAAAUCCAAAGCUUUAUAAGCACUGAGUAAAGAGGCCUGAAAGAGCUGAAGGAAGCCUAAAUGACAGCUUUUAAGUACGGUCUUCUGGAUUUAACUAGCAAUAGAUAAAGAGAAGACAGACACAUUCAUUUGGAAACAGGCCGCUUCAAGCUUUUUAAACCACAGAAUAUACAAUUUACCAACCUCUGUGCUUCAACCUGAGUGUCAGGGCUAGAGAUACACAUUCCAGAUGCAUUUCUGAACAAACCUUAUCCAAACACUAAGAGACUUCUUUCAAAGGAAGAAUUGUGUGGGAUUUUUUUUGCAGUUUGCUAGUUAUAUUAUUAUUUUGUAUAUGCCUAAGACUGUUUUGAGUCCAGGGGUAGCUAAGACCAUCACUGUAAAGAUUAGGUGGGAAAACACAAAGGAAUGAGAACCUCUCAAGAGAUUAAGACGUCAGAAUAAGAGGUACUACUGAUUCUUCUCCAGCUCUAAAGUGUGAAACUUGAGGGUUGUGGCUGUCAAUAGGAAGUGACUGGAAGGGUCUUUUGUCUUGCUCUUAAAGUUGUUGAGAGUGUACACGCGGCAUAUGAACCUCGUUUCUGGGUCAGUUCAAACAUUCUGAUAUAUAUAUAUACACACACACACAUAUACAUAUAUGUGACAUUAUUAUGUAUAUAGACAGUUACAAGUUGCUUGGAAGAAAAUAUGCAUCUAAUAAAAACCCUGAAAAAUAA
Cervus elaphus (red deer) is the source of this 3088-nucleotide messenger RNA. It is a transcript of the gene CCR5, whose product is annotated as C-C motif chemokine receptor 5. Gene Ontology annotation, cellular component: membrane; cytoplasm. Bases 27 to 1085 code for a protein of 352 amino acids. Gene Ontology annotation, molecular function: C-C chemokine receptor activity; chemokine (C-C motif) ligand 5 binding. Lineage: Eukaryota; Metazoa; Chordata; Mammalia; Artiodactyla; Cervidae. The record is from RefSeq and is a predicted model, not a curated record. The transcript has 2 exons. Gene Ontology annotation, biological process: immune response; inflammatory response; chemotaxis.